Messenger RNA from Rhodotorula toruloides NP11, 1419 nucleotides. RefSeq names its product WD repeat protein. The coding region runs from base 1 to 1419 and encodes 472 amino acids. NCBI's taxonomy places the organism in Eukaryota, Fungi, Basidiomycota, Microbotryomycetes, Sporidiobolales, Sporidiobolaceae. The transcript has 5 exons. The record is from RefSeq and is a predicted model, not a curated record. Gene Ontology annotation, molecular function: protein binding. Gene Ontology annotation, cellular component: nucleus; transcription repressor complex. Gene Ontology annotation, biological process: negative regulation of transcription by RNA polymerase II.
AUGAGAAGCGAGUCUGCGAUCCGCGCUGUUCGCUCGCAGUACCUGGGAGAACGCGGACAACCGAUCAAGCUCGCGACCAAGCCGAUCAGGGUUGUUCUCAGGGAGCAGCCGGGCAAGGAGGCGGAGGCUUGGGUCGCAGAGAGCGGCUUUGUGGUUCGCAGGGUCGGUCUGGAGACUGGCAAGACGAAGCAGAUCUAUCGAGGGCACAACGGUCCCGUCACUUCAGUCGCCUUCUAUACGACGACCGCCCCCGACAAGCGAGAGCUGCUCAUCAGCGGGUCGUGGGACAGAAGCUUUCGGGUAUGGGAUGUCCAGACCAAGACGCACUUGUCGACGACCGUCGGCCACAUCGACUUUGUCAAGACCCUGACCGUCAUUCCCUCGCUCAAGAUCCUCGUUACGGGCUCGUCUGACAAGGACAUCCGGAUAUGGGACCUCUCGCCCCUCGACUCGCUCGACAUCGCUUCUAUCACCUCUUCCGCACCACGACCAGAAGAAGAGAAGGACGAUGCGACACCUGCGCCCCAACAAACAGGCGCUGCACCUCCUCCCGCCGCCUCCCUUUGCCCGCUCUCUUGCCUCUUCGCGCUCAAGGCGCACACUCGGCCAAUCGAGCAACUCGUCUCGUACCCCCUGCUCGAGCCGCUGCCUGAGGGAGUCGAGGCGGACGAGGUGGACGUCGCGACUCGACGGAGAACGGGAAAAGUCGCGUUGCUGAGUGCGGACAGUAUGGGCGCAGUGAAGGUGUGGGAACUGUGGCGAGACGAGCGAGGAGAAAUCCAGGGCAAGUUGCGCUGCGAGGUGCGGCAUCACGAGUUGGGCAUCUACGACAUGCAGGUCGGGCCAGAAGGCGAGCUGUGGACUGCGUCUGCCGACAACUCGGUACUGCUCUCCCAGCUCUCGCUCACGUCCGCCUCCGAACCGCCAGUCCCGACCCUCCGCAUCCCUCACCCCGCGCAGACCCGCUCGCUCCUCCCCUUACCCCUCUCCAGCCUCGCCUACUCUCCCUCAGCAGCGUCUCACAUCCAUUACCUCCUCACCGGCUCAUCCGACGAACUGAUCCGCAUCUUCGACCUCUGCGACUCCUCCCUCGACCCCUCUCCCUCUCGCGAACAGAAGCGCGACUGGCGCGGAAUCGCACUCGACUUGUCCGCGACCCCAGAAGGGUACGUGAAGGAGAUUGAAGGCCACACGCACGAGAUCGUCCAGCUGUGCGCGUACUCGACUUUGAGCGGUGAAGCGUGGAUCUUGAGUGCGAGUUUGGACGGGACAUUGAGGAGGUGGAAGUGGCCGGAUGUGUUGAAGGAGAAGGUGGACAAGCUGGUGAUCGUGCCGGUCGAGGAAGAGGAGCUGAAGAAGGAGAGCCUGCUCACGGAGGAGGAGGAGCGCGAGUUGGCAGAGUUGAUGGGGGAGGACUAG